UUUACAAAAUAUAAAUAAAUAUUGACCAAAUUAGAUAGCGAAUUCUACUUUAAAAACCACAUAAUUUUGGAGGUUCUUCAAUUAAAGUGUAUUUAUUUUAUGACUUUUAUCAUAAACAAAUAACUAAAGAAGGUACACAGUCAGGAAUUGUGAUAUCUCAAAAUAUGGGCGAAUCCAGGUGUUUCUCGUUGAUGAAAUGUUUGCUGAUACUUUUUAAUGUUAUAUUUCUACUGGUGGGCGCGGGCGUGGCGGCGUUCGCGGGCUGGGCGUUGUGGGACGGGCGUGGCACGGAGAGCGGGUCGGGGCGCGCCGGGCUGUGCGCGCUCGCCGUGUGGGCCGCCGUGCUCACCCUGGGCGCCAUCACCGCGAUUGCCGGAGCGGUACGUGGGUCUGGCGCGCUGCUGGCGGUGUCGUUCGGGCUUGUGGCGCUGAGCGCGGGCGCGGGCGCGGCGGCGGGCUGGUGGGGCGCGGCGCACGUGGGCCAGCUGCGCGGCGCGCUGGCGGCGGCGCUGCGCCACUCGCUGCGCCACGAGUACGGCACCGUGCACGCGCGCACCGCCGCGCUCGACGCCAUCCAGCGCGGGCUGCGCUGCUGCGGCGCGGACGGCGUGCGCGACUGGCAGCGCGCCGCGCCCGCAGACCUCGACCUGUCGGUGGGGGCGCCGCCGGCGGUGUACACGGUGCCGGCGUCGUGCUGCGAGCGCGCGGGCGAGGCGUGCGAGGCGGCGCGGCGCGUGGCGGCGGGCGGCGAGACGGCCGGCUUGUGGGCGGCGGGCUGCGCGGGCCGGGCCGCCGACGCGCUGGCGGAGGUGGCCCGCGCGCCGCUGGCGGUGGCGGCCGCGCUGCUCGCCAUGCACGGCGCCGCGCUGCUGCUGACGCUCACCCUGUGCUUGCGCGCGCGCCCGCCGCCGCAUUACAAGGCUUAAGGCGAGCGAAGUAGACGUCCGCGUCGCUAGAAGAUCACUAUGACCGAUGACCGCUCAUGAAAUUUCGCCGAGAUCCUGAAAUAAUUUAAAGUAUUUAAUUUUGUUCAGUUUAUUUAUUUCUGCAAUAAUUUGCUAAUAUGAAGAUUAAUUGUUUUCUAGCUAGUCACACGAGCCUGCACCGAUCUGACAAUGUGUAACUUUUCUAUGUUUUGUACAAUUUUAAUGGUAUUAUUUGUUGAGACUGAUUUUUAUAUUUAUGUACUGGAGUACCGCCAUUUUUUAUAUUAUUGUAGAAUAUGAUACGAGAUAGAUGCUAGUAUACAUUUUGAAUUUCUCAAUAAUAUUAUGUAUUAUGUUAGCCAUAUCCCAAACGAAUUAAAUGUUUGUGGUUUUAAAUUGCAACCAACUGCAGCAGUAGGUUAUUUAAAGAAUCACAUAUUCACAUGAUAUUUUAACAUAAUAAUAUACCAUGUGAGUACUAACCAGCGUUGCCCGAUUUUGGCGG
Aricia agestis (brown argus) is the source of this 1431-nucleotide messenger RNA. RefSeq names its product leukocyte antigen CD37-like. Bases 165 to 926 code for a protein of 253 amino acids. The record is from RefSeq and is a predicted model, not a curated record. Gene Ontology annotation, cellular component: membrane. The transcript is spliced from 3 exons. NCBI's taxonomy places the organism in Eukaryota, Metazoa, Arthropoda, Insecta, Lepidoptera, Lycaenidae.